Molecule: messenger RNA, 589 nt
Organism: Colias croceus (clouded yellow)
Lineage: Eukaryota; Metazoa; Arthropoda; Insecta; Lepidoptera; Pieridae
Exons: 5
Coding region: 4-501 (165 amino acids)
Source: RefSeq, a predicted model, not a curated record
ACAAUGGAAACAUGGCCACCUCCCACUGAAACAUACGAGCCUCAUAAACACACCACUACAGAACUGAAGUUUUUCGAUGAUCAAGACAUAUUUUUAUUGUCAAUUCCAUUACAACUGGACUUAGAAUUUCCAAUAUUGAAAGCGGAACCUUCGUCGAUCGAUUUUGGAUACGUGAUGGAUGGCGAUGCGAGGAAAACCUACUUCACUGUGAAGCAUUCGAGCCAUACAGUAACAAUUCCAGUAACAAUAGAGUGCAUUGGAGACCCAGAAUUUCGAGUAUGGCCGCCAUCAUUAAUUCUAGCUCCUAACUGUCGAGAGCGUGUGUACGUGCAUUAUGUUGCUAGUUGGCGUAGUUCCCCCGCGGAGUGCCGCGUGCGCAUAUUAGCUCAAGAUGGCGCGGGAUGUUGGUGCGCGUGCGCAGUGCGUGUGCGAGCUCGCCCCACACUAGACCGCAGUGCGCAUGCGCAUACGCAUGACUAUACUGAUGAUGCGCACUUGUAAUAGUGACGGAGAAUUGACACUUCACUUUUCAAGAUGCGACUGCGACUUACGAGUAUACAUUGAUGUAUUUACAAACUAUUUUACCUUU